Messenger RNA from Nelumbo nucifera (sacred lotus), 2289 nucleotides. Its product is annotated as sugar transport protein 7-like. NCBI's taxonomy places the organism in Eukaryota, Viridiplantae, Streptophyta, Magnoliopsida, Proteales, Nelumbonaceae. Gene Ontology annotation, biological process: monosaccharide transmembrane transport. Gene Ontology annotation, cellular component: membrane. Gene Ontology annotation, molecular function: monosaccharide transmembrane transporter activity. The record is from RefSeq and is a predicted model, not a curated record.
GUACCAGCAGUGUCCAUCCUUCUUUCUCUGCUACUGAGAUGCUUUGAGAUGGAAGCCCACACACGAUUCCAUGUAAAGUCAAAGGCCGAUGCCGUGGAGCCGUGUGAUAAACAACUGAAUUGAUUGAGCUGCUGAAUUAAUAAUUGCUUUGGUUUUCAGUGAAAGAGUUGUUUUUGGUGAUGGAAUGGAGUAGGAGUUUGGAUUCUGGAAACUACAAUUUCAGUUUCAGAUAAGUGCUACUGCUACCACACACGAUUCCACGUGCAUGCAGGCUUGUGGAAUUGGUUUCCUAUUCCCAGUUGAUUUCUUUCUUUUACAAUUCUUUAUCCUUUAUCAGGAAUUCAGGACUUGGACUUGGAUGUGGAUCGGUGGCUUAAAUUCUAUAUUAUCAACGACAGCUCACUUGAGGUUGCUAAGUCAAGAGGAGACUCUAAUCUCUUUCAGUUUUAUGAGUUUCUGAGCUUACUCACACACACAGCCGAGAAGAUGGCCGGUGGGUCGUUUGCUCCGGUAGGUGUGGCCAAGGAGAGGGCACAGCAGUACCAGGGGAAGGUCACCUCGUUUGUGGUCGUUACCUGCAUAAUUGCUGCCAUUGGGGGAUCAAUCUUCGGUUAUGACAUCGGAAUUUCAGGAGGGGUUACAUCUAUGGAUCCAUUCCUACAAAAAUUCUUCCCAGCUGUCUAUCACAAAAAAAGACACAUUCACGAGAACAAUUACUGCAAGUAUAACAACCAAGGUCUUGCCGCAUUUACCUCUUCUCUUUAUCUUGCUGGUCUGGUUGCAUCUCUUGGAGCUUCUCCUGUCACCAGGAAGUAUGGACGCAGAAUAAGUAUAAUCUAUGGUGGACUUAGCUUCCUUGUUGGAGCCACUCUUAAUGCUUCUGCAGAGAACCUGGCAAUGCUGAUAUUGGGUCGGAUCAUGCUUGGGGUUGGGAUUGGAUUCGGAAAUCAGGCAGUCCCACUGUAUUUAUCAGAAAUGGCUCCAGUGCAUAUCCGAGGAGGGCUUAACAUGAUGUUUCAGUUGGCAACAACUCUUGGAAUCUUUACUGCAAACAUGGUCAAUUAUGGAACAGAGAAGAUCAAACCAUGGGGAUGGAGGCUAUCCCUGGGCCUAGCUGCAGUACCAGCACUAUUAAUGACAGUAGGAGGAAUUCUUCUUCCAGAGACACCAAAUAGCCUAAUCGAACGUGGAUUUAAAGACAAGGGAAGACAAGUUCUGGAGAAGAUCAGAGGUACCCAUAAUGUUAAUGCAGAGUUGCAAGACAUGAUCGAUGCAAGUGAAUUUGCAAAUGCAAUCAAACAUCCAUUUAGAAACAUCCUUGAGACGAGGAAUAGACCGCAAUUGGUGAUGGCAAUCUUUAUGCCAACUUUUCAAAUAUUGACAGGAAUAAACUCAAUUCUCUUUUAUGCACCAGUACUGUUCCAGAGCAUGGGGUUUGGUGGGGAUGCUUCUCUAUACUCCUCUGUCUUGACUGGAGCAGUUCUUGUUUUAUCAACUUUUAUUUCUAUUGCAACUGUUGAUAGAUGGGGCCGGAGAAUUCUACUAAUCAGUGGUGGAAUACAAAUGAUUUUAUGUCAGGUAAUAGUUGCCAUAAUCUUGGGCCUUAAAUUUGACAGCAGCGCAGAACUCUCAAAAGGCAUCUCGAUAUUGGUGGUGGUUGUUAUCUGCCUUUUUGUCAUGGCCUUUGGGUGGUCAUGGGGAGGACUUGGCUGGACUGUUCCAAGUGAGAUAUUCUCUUUAGAAACCAGAUCAGCUGGGCAGAGCAUUACUGUGGCUGUCAACCUUUUCUUCACUUUCGUAAUUGCCCAGUCUUUCCUUUUCCUCCUUUGUGCUUUCAAGUUUGGAAUCUUCCUGUUCUUUGCAGGAUGGAUUAUUAUCAUGACGAUCUAUGUUUAUGUCUUUCUACCGGAAACCAAAGGAGUUCCAAUUGAAGAAAUGACACUCAUGUGGAGAAAGCAUUGGUUCUGGAAAAGAAUACUGCCUAAAGAGUAUGAUGAGAACAGUAGCAGACAAACCAAAUUAAUGGAGUUGGGACAACCAGAAGAUGCAAAUGUUUCAGAACCUGUCUCUUGAAAACACAGUAAGAUUUUAAGAAGGGAAGGAUUUGAAAAGUCUGUUUUCAGAUUAAAUGUAUAUGAGUUGGUUAUCUAUUGAUUUCUAAUCUCAUCUCAGUUGACCUGAAAUAGCCCAUAAACUAGCUUUGAUGUACACUUGGUUUAGGAUUUAUAUGCAAGACCUGAUAGUCAUGUUGCCCAUAUGAUCUAAUGGUAUGGAGAAUAACUUUUUGAA